This is a messenger RNA of Cetraspora pellucida, 816 nucleotides long. Lineage: Eukaryota; Fungi; Glomeromycota; Glomeromycetes; Diversisporales; Gigasporaceae. The record is from the annotation of a GenBank genome assembly.
AUGAUUGUUAAAAUCAUUCAAGUUCGACAGACUGAUAAAGAUGAAUCAAAUUUGACUAUCAUAUGGACACUGAGAGUUUAUCCUGUUGAAAGUAAAGAUUGUGAAGUAGAGAUUGUUCUUUUUGUUCCAAUAAACAAAGAAGAGAGAGAUUCUAAUGUUCAAUCAGUUUUUGUAAAAAGCGAAUAUUAUAAUGUUUGUGGAAAAGCUAUACCCAGAACUUAUAAUGACAGAUUAAGAUUAAAAAAUAUUCCAGAAGAAGUUAAUGAUGAAAGCGCAAUGCUAAAAUUACUAGUGAACGAUUAUGCUGGUCAGAAUUAUAGCUUUAUUAUUAAGGUAGUAUUUUCACAUUACAAUAGUCGAUUUAAGCAUUUAAUGAAUUCUGUUCGUUCAAAUGAAUCAGUACUUUUUGUUAUCAUAUAUAUAGAAGUUAUACUUAAUGAUUUGUAUAUAUACGCUGCUGACAUUUCUUAUGUCGAGGUGGUUAAAAAGAAAUUUUCUAGUUCAAGUAAUACUCAAACUACGUCUGAAGUGUAUAGAUCUGUUCGAGCAAGGCUCUUAACUGCUCAUCAGAAUGUUAAUGAAAAGUCAGUUAAAGUAUCUUCAGAUGAAGUAAAUAAGCAUUCAGCGGAUCUAAUUGGUGAUGAUUUCCAUUCUUCAAAACAUGUAAGGCAAGAAGUCAGUGAAGACAAUGACGAUUGCGUGGAAGUUGAGGAUGAUCAGGUUAGAAAUAUUAGUUUCGAUUAUGGUUAUCAUGAGCAAAUAGUUGAACAUAACAAAAAAUACAUAGAUGGUAGUGAUGGGCAUGAAAGUGAUUAA